Rubroshorea leprosula is the source of this 528-nucleotide messenger RNA. NCBI's taxonomy places the organism in Eukaryota, Viridiplantae, Streptophyta, Magnoliopsida, Malvales, Dipterocarpaceae. The record is from the annotation of a GenBank genome assembly.
CAAUUUUUUUUUGUGAAUCUAAUAAUCCUAAACCUAAUUGCCCAGCCUCAAUUUACAGCCCAAUUUACAGGCUCGAUUUACAUAUAAUCCUAGCAUGAGGACAUUUCACUCAGUCUCUCUUUUACUUGCCGCUUCUUGCAAUUGCAAAUUGCGAAUUUGGGAAUUGGGAUUCCUCAUUCCUCUCUCAGUUGGCAUCGGUCUCUCCUCUCCGACCUUCACAUUGAUUCACUUCAGCUCUCAACCUCGCCGUCACUACAACCCCUGGCCCCUGCUGCCCUGCAACGCUCGUCGCUCACCUCCAGCUGAGCUCCAAGGCUGCCGUUGGGUCAUCUCAGCCCGCCUCUCACCGUGGCACCGUGUCGUCAGCCCAUCACUGCAAGUCAGCAAUGCUCCUCGCUCACCACCGCUCACCUCCAGCUUGUUUUAAAAAAGUGAUCUUGAUCAUCUUUGUUUGCUAUAUAGGAUUCUGUAAAAUUGCUAUUUUCUUUUGGAAUUUUGAUUAACAAGCAAUGAAAUAGGUGAUAGUUU